CCUCCGCGGAGCAGGGGCCGCCCCGGGCCGGCUCGGCCCCGAGCGCGGGCGAUGUGCAGCUAACGGUCCCGUCGGGCGGGCUUUCCUCGGGCCAGAGGCGCGGGAGGUGCGCCCCAGCUAUGCGGUGUCCCGGGAGACGGCGGGCAUGACGGCGACAGGAUGGGCGCGAACAAUGGCAAACAGUACGGCAGUGAGGGCAAAGGCAGCUCAAGCAUCUCAUCCGACGUGAGUUCCAGUACGGAUCACACGCCCACCAAAGCCCAAAAGAAUGUGGCCACUAGCGAAGACUCCGACCUGAGCAUGCGCACACUGAGCACGCCCAGCCCAGCCUUGAUAUGUCCACCCACCCUGCCAGGAUUCCAGAAUGGAAGGGGCUCGUCCACCUCCUCGUCCUCCGUCACCGGGGAGACGGUGGCCAUGGUCCACUCCCCGCCCCCGACCCGUCUCACGCACCCGCUCAUCCGGCUCGCUGGCAGACCCCAGAAGGAGCAGGCCAGCAUAGACCGCCUCCCCGACCACUCCAUGGUGCACAUCUUCUCCUUCCUGCCCACCAACCAGCUGUGCCGCUGCGCGCGCGUGUGCCGCCGCUGGUACAACCUGGCGUGGGACCCGCGCCUCUGGAGGACGAUCCGCCUGACGGGCGAGACAGUGCAUGUGGACCGCGCUCUCAAGGUGCUGACCCGCAGGCUCUGCCAGGACACCCCCAACGUCUGCCUCAUGCUGGAAACGGUCAUCGUCAGCGGCUGCCGGCGGCUCACGGACAGAGGGCUUUACACCAUCGCCCAGUGCUGCCCGGAACUGAGGCGCUUGGAAGUCUCAGGCUGCUACAAUAUCUCCAACGAGGCCGUCUUCGACGUGGUGUCCCUCUGCCCCAACCUGGAGCACCUGGACGUGUCAGGGUGCUCCAAAGUGACCUGCAUCAGCUUGACCCGGGAGGCCUCCAUUAAACUGUCCCCCUUGCAUGGCAAACAGAUUUCCAUCCGCUACCUGGACAUGACGGACUGCUUCGUGCUGGAGGACGAGGGCCUGCACACGAUCGCGGCGCACUGCACGCAGCUCACGCACCUGUACCUGCGGCGCUGUGUCCGCCUCACCGACGAGGGCCUGCGCUACCUGGUCAUCUACUGCACGUCCAUCAAGGAGCUGAGCGUCAGCGACUGCCGCUUCGUCAGCGACUUCGGCCUGCGGGAGAUCGCCAAGCUGGAGUCGCGCCUGCGGUACCUCAGCAUCGCGCACUGCAGCCGGGUCACCGACGUGGGCAUCCGCUACAUCUCCAAGUACUGCAGCAAGCUGCGCUACCUCAACGCAAGGGGCUGCGAGGGCAUCACGGACCACGGCGUGGAGUACCUUGCCAAGAACUGCGCGAAGCUCAAGUCUCUGGACAUCGGCAAGUGCCCUUUGGUGUCCGACACGGGCCUGGAGUGCCUGGCCCUGAACUGCUUCAACCUCAAGCGGCUGAGCCUGAAAUCUUGCGAGAGCAUCACGGGCCAAGGCUUGCAGGUCGUGGCUGCCAACUGCUUCGACCUGCAGAUGCUAAACGUGCAGGACUGCGAGGUGUCCGUGGAGGCGCUGAGGUUCGUGAAACGGCACUGCAAGCGCUGCGUUAUCGAGCACACCAACCCUGCCUUCUUCUGAGGGGACAGCGUAGUUUUUCACUUUACAAACACGAACCAGAGGGAAUGUUCUGUUAAACCACUGACACCCAGUGUCAGCGGCUGUUCUUCUAGAAAGGCUCUUAGGAAUCUGGCUUUUAUUUUUUCCUUCUUGUUCAUGGGCAACAGAAGUCAAAGCAACGGAGGGGGAGGGAAAACAUUUCUGUGAGGGCAAAGCGUUGGGUUUUGGGUCAUUUGUAGACAGUUUCUUUUCUCAGCAAGCUGAUUUUGAUGUAUGUAAUACUCCCUCCUCCUUCACACACACACACACACACACACACACACACACACACACACCCUCCUGGACACUGCAGCACCUCUAAAGUGCCACAUCCCCACCCCUUUUGCCCCAACUGUAAAUGCAACAAAAAGUAUAAGAAUGAUAAUGCUCUCCAGACUCCUCUUUAAGAUCCUGCUUGGCCCAGGCCCUACACAACAAUCCCUGGCCACCAAAAGGGAUGGUUAGAUCUGUGGAGUCACCUUGCAUAUAAAGAGAGCUCCCAGCUCUUUACUAACAGCCCCUGAAGUCAAGCAGCAGCAUGGUGAAAUAGAGCCCUGUGCUCUUUCCCCAGCUCUGCCCUAACCACUUGUGCUCCCUUGGUAAAGCACUUCACUUCUGUGGGGCUUUGGCUUCCAGCAUCUGAGGCCAUCCUGCAGAAGGGGGAUUACACUCCUGAUCUGAGAAUUGACCACAGAGGUACUGAUAAACAAAAGAACCUUGAUAGAGAACGUGGGCAUCUAUCUCUUGUGACAGAAUAGAUCCUGUGGAUGGGCUUUGCUCUGCAGAGCUUCUGCGGUGCCAGCCUCGGUGGGCAAAGUGUCCUCCAGGUCCCUUUGCUCCACUCUGAGCACCAGGUUGGAUGGGGUCUGGAUGGUUGGUGUGCAGGGCUCUUGCUGGAUGUCCUGGUUUGUGACCAGGGUACUUUCAGCAUUCCACACUCCACACAGCUUAUCAAAGCACCGGAACAUCUCAUCGAGGUGAAGCUUCAGGCUGCCUCUUAGGGGGUGUUUUCAAAUAGCAAGAAAGACCUUCAUAAUUUUUCAAUUAACAAGCCAGACCAGGAGAACACGUAGCCUCAAAGGUUUUGCUAAUCCCUCUUAGUGCACAUGUGGCACACAUCAGGCACAGCUGUCCUGCAGCUGGCAAGGACAGCUGCCUGGGUUCUUUGUCAUUCGGAUGUGUUUUGACUCUUUGCAUCUAUUUAUUUCUUUAUGUACCAGACUUCAUCACAUGAAGCCUCUUGGGGUUACAUUUGUAAGUGUUUAAUUGUGCAAAUUGCCACCUCCUGUGUCACCCCCUUGGCUGGCUGGGUUUUUUCCCAUUUCCAUUAGAGAAUGCAAUGCAGAUUUCUAGGUGUUUAAAUCCUGUUCCCUCAGAAGUGUCUGACAAAUAGAAGAAGGAGCACAGUGAUGAGACAGAUGUUGGUCCACCAACCAAGCCCUUGAAUAAAAUAUUUAAAUCACUACCAAAUAUGAAUUUUAAGUGGAUGGAGUUGAAAAUGAUCCCUUGGGGAUAGAAAUCAAUUUGGUGGCUUCAUGCAUGGGAAAUCAGGUAGCCAGAAGAAAUUUCACUGUGCAUUUUCAGGCAAUUCCAUUGUCCUUUGUUAGUCAGUUGAGGACCUUCCUCACAUUCACCUCCCAGCCACACUGCCGCUUCCUUGUUGCUGAGACUGCUCACUCAUUUCUUGCUCUGAGGGUUCCCGGUCCAGUUUCGGAGUGUGUGCAUUCCCAAGGCAAGCGUGCUAAAUAUGUUUCAGAUCAAGCUUACACACUUCUUGACAACUGCACUCCCACUGUAGGCUCCCGUGCGUGUGUACUGUCUUGUGUUGGAAAGGAAGCGUUAGAGUGAUGCGAUACCCUCUGUCCAGGAGGUUUCUUUCAUAUGUCACAGGAAACGUGGCUUCCUGUGCAGCUAACAUCAACAGCUCAAGAGUGCAAUCAGGACCGUGUACUGUGGGGAAGGCGAAUCAUGUGCUUGGGGACUGUACUUCGCGAUAGCCACAGAGUUCAGAACCAUAAAAGUCAAAGGUAGCAUGACUUUGCUCUGUGUCCUGUGAUCCUAUUCAAAGGUUCUGAAUUUCAGAGCCACCAACUCACCUUUGAUACCAGAGUAUUCCAAAAGCACUGGUUUAUUCCUCCAGAAUGAGCAGGGACUUUUGCUCCCUGAGCCACUGUGACUGUCGCUGUCACCAGCACCUUGGCCACAUGACCCAAACUGUCUUCCGAGCACUAGAUGAAGCCGACUUUUCACACUGCCUGCCCCACACAUACUGUCUCCCGGGUUCUCCUUUUUCCCAGUCUCCUUCUUGUUCUGCUCUUCCUUAGGGUGUGAAUCCGUGGCAGAGGUUACUGGGAAACAGCUCAGCAGAUAUUCAGAGAUCAGGCAAAAGGUCUCUGUAGGAAACUUAUCUGUUUUAAAACAUUGCUUCCUUUCUGGCUCUGCUAAAUUGAAUGCUAAUUGUUGUUGUUGUUUAAUUCUGAUGUUCAAAUCACUUUGUGCUGUGUGACUCUAGAAAGCCUUAAUUUACUACCACCAAGAAAUAAAGCAAUAUGUUGGUAAGCA
Molecule: messenger RNA, 4215 nt
Organism: Cavia porcellus (domestic guinea pig)
Lineage: Eukaryota; Metazoa; Chordata; Mammalia; Rodentia; Caviidae
Gene: Fbxl7
Product: F-box and leucine rich repeat protein 7
Exons: 4
Coding region: 160-1635 (491 amino acids)
Biological process (GO): SCF-dependent proteasomal ubiquitin-dependent protein catabolic process
Cellular component (GO): SCF ubiquitin ligase complex
Molecular function (GO): protein binding
Source: RefSeq, a predicted model, not a curated record